UUCCUCCUCCUUGGUGGGGCAGCUGCUCAGAGAGCCCAGAGCCAGAGAGCCAGUUGAGUCAGCCUUAGUCCCUCACGGCUCUUCUCCCAGUCCCUGAAACUCAGCUGCCAGAGUCACCCUCCAAAGGGGUCCCCUACCUCACCCUGGACCCCUGCAGGGAGCCACGUGUGCCCAGUAGGGGCACGACCCCCAGCUGAUGCCCCUCAGGGGCCACUCAUCUCAAGAGGGACCCUGGGCCCUGCCCUCCCUCCCCAUGGCACAUGGGCUGGAGUCUGAAGCUGACAGGCUGCUGGACCUCAGCUUCCUGACCGAGGAGGAACAGGAGGCCAUUGCUGAUGUCCUGAAACGAGAUGCCCACCUGCGCCAACUGGAGGAGGGCCGGGUCAGCAAGCUCCGGGCCUCACUGACAGAUCCUGGGCAGCUGAAGAUCCUGACAGGAGACUGGUUCCAGGAAGCACGCUCCCAACGGCACCACCAUGCCCGCCUCGGCUCUGACCUUGUCCGAGCCUCCAUCCGCCGGAAGAAGAGCUCCAGGGGAGACCAGGCUCUGGGCAGCGAUGGGGAGGCUGAGGCUGUCGGGAAUGAACAAGAAGAGCUGGAGUCCAGGCUCUCCAAAGACGAGGACCCCCAAGAGAAGCUCAGUGAGGCUGAGGGACCUAGUCUUCCCUCACCAUCUGCCCCCCGCAAAGUUUCAGAUCAUGAGGCAGAGCCCAAAGCCCAGGAAGCCCCAGGCCUAGGGGGCGCGCAGGUCAACGCAGAGGAGGCGGACCCGGAGCCGGAGCCCGCGUCGCGGGGAGAGGAGCCGCGGCCCUCCCCAGCCCAGACCGAGGCAGCGUCCGAGACCCUGGAGAACGGGGAAGAGGCCCCGGGGCCGGGUCCCUCACUCGACCGCAUGCUCAGCAGCAGCUCCUCGGUAUCCAGCCUCAACUCCUCCACGCUGAGCGGCAGCCUGAUGAGCCUGUCGGGGGAGGCGGAGGUGGGCGCGGUGCAGGUGUGCGGCUCGGUGCACUUCGCGCUGCGCUACGAGCCGGGCGCCGCAGAGCUGCGCGUGCACGUGAUCCAGUGCCAGGGCCUGGCCGCCGCCCGGCGCCGCCGCUCGGACCCCUACGUCAAGAUCUACCUCCUCCCGGAUAAGCAGAGCAAGCGCAAGACGGCGGUGAAGAAACGGAAUCUGAAUCCGGUUUUCAACGAGACUCUCCGGUACUCCGUCCCGCAGGCCGAGCUCCGGGGCCGCGUGCUGAGCCUGUCCGUGUGGCACCGCGAGAGCCUGGGUCGCAACAUCUUUCUGGGCGAAGUCGACGUGCCCCUGGACACGUGGGACUGGGGCUCUGAGCCCACCUGGCUCCCCCUGCAGCCCCGGGUGCCUCCCUCCCCUGACAAGCUUCCCAGCCGCGGGCUGCUCUCUCUGUCCCUCAAGUAUGUCCCCGCGGGCUCCGAAGGAGCGGGACUGCCGCCCAGUGGGGAGCUGCACUUCUGGGUGAAGGGUGCCCAGGAGCUCGUGCCGCUGCGCCCAGGAUCUCUGGAUACUUAUGUGCAAUGCUCGGUGCUGCCAGAUGACAGCCGGUCCAGCCGCCAGCGGACAAGGGUGGUACGCCGCAGCUUCAACCCCGUGUUCAACCACACCAUGGUUUAUGAUGGCUUCGGGCCCGCCGACCUGUGCCAGGCCUGCGCUGAGCUCUCCCUCUGGGACCACGGGGCCCUGGCCAGCCACCAACUCGGGGGCACACGCCUCAGCCUGGGUACUGGAAGCAGCUACGGGCUCCAGGUACCCUGGAUGGAUUCCACGCCUGAGGAGAAGCGGCUGUGGCAGGCACUCCUGGAGCAGCCCUGUGAGUGGGUGGAUGGCCUCCUGCCCCUCAGAACCAACCUGGCCCCUAGGACAUAGCUGCCCCACAAGCCCUACCAAACCUCUCUCUCUGGACCCCCAUCUCAGGGCCUGCCCUUGGUUGAAGUCAAUAAAUUCUGUUCUAAGGACAAGAAGGGGCUGAUGUCUGCUGG
This is a messenger RNA of Choloepus didactylus (southern two-toed sloth), 1998 nucleotides long. RefSeq names its product synaptotagmin like 1 (gene SYTL1). The record is from RefSeq and is a predicted model, not a curated record. Bases 197 to 1885 code for a protein of 562 amino acids. Gene Ontology annotation, cellular component: exocytic vesicle; plasma membrane. NCBI's taxonomy places the organism in Eukaryota, Metazoa, Chordata, Mammalia, Pilosa, Megalonychidae. The transcript has 15 exons. Gene Ontology annotation, biological process: exocytosis; intracellular protein transport. Gene Ontology annotation, molecular function: neurexin family protein binding; small GTPase binding.